This is a messenger RNA of Cottoperca gobio, 2237 nucleotides long. It is a transcript of the gene eogt, whose product is annotated as EGF domain-specific O-linked N-acetylglucosamine (GlcNAc) transferase. Gene Ontology annotation, molecular function: protein O-acetylglucosaminyltransferase activity. The annotation marks the transcript as partial. NCBI's taxonomy places the organism in Eukaryota, Metazoa, Chordata, Actinopteri, Perciformes, Bovichtidae. The record is from RefSeq and is a predicted model, not a curated record. The transcript is spliced from 10 exons. Gene Ontology annotation, cellular component: endoplasmic reticulum lumen.
UAUGCUGAGCUGCAGACAUACACAGAGCUGGACUUUCAUCCCAUAGAGGAUGGCCACUGUGACGUCGUCGUUGAAAAGCCCACUGUUUUCAUGAAACUGGAUGCUGGGGUGAACAUGUACCACCAUUUCUGUGACUUUGUCAACCUCUACAUCUCCCAGCACAUUAACAACUCCUUCAGCUCAGAUAUCAACAUCGUCAUGUGGGACACGAGUUUAUAUGGUUAUGGAGAUCUGUUCGGUGAAACAUGGAGGGCCUUCUCAGAGUAUGACAUCAUUCACUUGAAGACCUACGACUCGAAAAGAGUCUGUUUGAAAGACGUCGUUUUCUCCCUUCUCCCGAGAAUGAGAUACGGCCUCUUUUACAACACGCCUCUCAUCUCCGACUGCUACAGUGAAGGAAUGUUCAGAGCCUUUGCCCAGCAUGUCCUCCAUCGACUGAACAUCCCACAAGAUGGGCCAAAGGAGGGGCGUGUUCGUGUCACCCUGCUGGCACGCAGCACAGAAUACAGAAGGAUAUUAAACCAAACGGAGCUGAUAAAUGCCCUCAAGACUGUGCCUUUACUGGAGGUCAACGUGGUGGACUUCAAAUACAAGGAUGUUCCCUUCCUGGUGCAGUUGAGGAUCACCCACAACUCUGACAUCUUUAUAGGGAUGCACGGGGCAGGUCUCACACACCUCCUCUUCCUCCCUGACUGGGCUGUCAUCUUUGAGCUAUAUAAUUGUCAGGAUGAGAGCUGCUAUCGAGAUUUGGCUCGGCUGCGGGGCAUUCGAUACGUGACUUGGCAGAAAAUGGACAAAGUACUCCCACAGGACAAGGGUCACCAUCCAACCCUCGGGGACCACCCGAAGUUUACCAACUACUCCUUUGAUGUGGGCGAGUUCAUGCGCCUUGUGAUGGAGGCGGCCGAUUACGUCACACACCAUUCAAAAUGGCAGCGCCGUACCCUUCAUGAUGAACUCUAGAGUCUCUGUGGGACGCAGACAUCCUGCAACUAAAUAACUUUUAACAUGGACCGGCCGUUUGUUGUGAUCUAAAGACCUCUUCACAAAUCUUUUUAAAAGAUAUGUUUAAAGUUAUCCAUCAGCGGUCCAGUAGAGUAAUCAUCACCUCCUGUCUGCUACAUUGAUAGGUCUGAAUGAGUGAAAGCAAUUUGGUGGACAACUCAGAGUUGAAUAUCCUACACCAGCUCUAUUAGUGACAAAUAUGUUAAAAGACGAGGUGUGUGCAGUCGAAGCAUCUGGAGAGCUAUAAGAUGCGUUCUAUGUUUCUUCAUUACCUCCGCUGCAUCUACUUCAUUCCAUGCCGACAAAGUUAGCUAAUGAGCAGCUGUUACUACGUCCCUUUACUUGCGCCAUCUUGUCACAUUUGAUCAGUCACCUUGAAGCGAGCCUCUUCAGAGCUGUUGACAAUCACGGCAGAGUUUUCUGAGCACAUGCAGCAUACACCAGUCGAAUAUGGUGUGCAGUAUUUAACUUGUUGGAUUCACGUUGCAGACUUCUUUUGCAGUUAGUUUGACAUGUGAAUUUCAGUUAUCAAAAAACACCAAUAACUCUAAAAGUACUAGACAGAAGAUAAGUAAGACACUCCAAGAGGGAUUUUCUUUUAUAUCAGUAUUAGCAUUUGUAUGUGUGCAAGUACAAUACUUUAAGACACAUUCUUAGUAAGUAUCGUGAAACAUACAUUCAAUAUUAGUCAGCAACCUUCAACACUACAUUGUUUCCUGCAACAUGAUGAAUGCGGCUUUUGUCAGAUAAUUAUCAGAAAUAUCUGGCAGACUUUUUAAAGCUAUCUUUUAGUUUUGCGUCUUUAUUUGCAAUUUACAUGGUUUUCUUUUACAAUUGUAACAUUUAUUUAAAAGUAUGUAAAUCCUGUUGUUUUAAAGGAAUAUGACAUUGAUACUGAUGUGUAUUUUAUUAAUUCCUUUGCAUUUUACCAAAGGAAAUGCAUUGUUAGUUUUGUUCUGUUACCUUUCCUAAAGUAUUUUGAAUGCUGUUAGUUUUAGAUUUUACAGUAAAUUCGUCUGAAAUGGAAUAAGCACAAUUGGCAUGCAGUCUGAUGCAAUACACAAGAGUAUUUUGUGCAAUCAGAAGAUCUUUUUUGGCCUCUCCGGGAGCUUGAUGUUUUAUUUAUCGAUGAAACCAAGUUGAACUCAGUCGGACCUUUUCGGUCAGGGCUUUGCUUGACUUCUAGGCAAUUUCAUAUUCAAAAGUUGUGUAAUAUUUUAAAAUAAAUAAUU